CAAUUCCUCCCCAAAAUGUCCUUUCCCAACAGCUCUCCUGCCGCCAACACCUUCCUAGUCGAUUCCUUGAUCAGUGCCUGCAGGAGCGAUAGCUUUUAUUCCAACGGCGCCAGCAUGUACAUGCCACCCAGCACAGACAUUGGCACGUACGGGAUGCAAACCUGUGGACUUCUACCGUCUCUGGCCAAAAGAGAAGUCAAUCAUCAAACUAUGGGCAUGAACGUGCAUCCCUACAUCCCUCCAGUAGACAAUUGGACCGACCCCAACAGGCCGUGCCGAAUAGAGCAACCUGUUACUCAGCAGGUGCCCACUUGUUCCUUUGCGACCAAUAUUAAGGAAGAAACCAACUGCUGCAUGUAUUCGGACAAGAGGGCCAAGUUGGCCUCCCCUUCCGACGUUCCUUCCUACCAGAGGUUAGUCUCUGACUCGUGUCCCAUUGAAAACCCCGAGGUCCCCGUCCCAGGGUAUUUCAGACUGAGCCAGACUUACGCCGGUGGAAAAGCCCAAGAGUACCAUAACAGCCCUGAAGCCAGCUCCACUCUCAUGCUGCAGUUAAACCCGCGCGGCGCUUCCAAACCGCAGGUCGCUUCGCAAGUUCCGAUGGAAAAGAAAAUGAAUGAAAACCCCAGCGCCAACGCCAGCGCCAACGCCCCCGGCCACAGUAACGGCGGCGGCGGCGGCCAUCAGCACCAACACCAGCCGGAGAACUCCGCCAAAGCCUCCUCCCAAGUGGAAAGUCCCGAGUCUAAGUCCGCGCUGCCGGACGAGCGGAGCUGCCUGGCCGAAGUCGCCGUCUCCAGCCCAGAAAGCCAAGAGAAAGAAAGCAAAGAGGAAGCCAAGUCUGAUACUCCAACCAGCAAUUGGUUAACGGCAAAGAGUGGCAGAAAGAAGAGGUGCCCUUACACUAAACACCAAACACUGGAAUUAGAGAAAGAAUUCUUGUUCAAUAUGUAUCUCACCCGAGAGCGCCGCCUAGAGAUCAGUAAGAGCGUAAACCUCACUGACAGGCAGGUCAAGAUCUGGUUCCAAAACCGCAGAAUGAAACUCAAGAAGAUGAGUAGGGAGAACCGAAUCCGAGAACUGACUGCUAAUCUGACUUUCUCUUAA
Ahaetulla prasina is the source of this 1107-nucleotide messenger RNA. It is a transcript of the gene HOXD10, whose product is annotated as homeobox D10. The transcript has 2 exons. Lineage: Eukaryota; Metazoa; Chordata; Lepidosauria; Squamata; Colubridae. The record is from RefSeq and is a predicted model, not a curated record. Gene Ontology annotation, molecular function: RNA polymerase II cis-regulatory region sequence-specific DNA binding; DNA-binding transcription factor activity, RNA polymerase II-specific. Bases 16 to 1107 code for a protein of 363 amino acids. Gene Ontology annotation, cellular component: nucleus. Gene Ontology annotation, biological process: regulation of transcription by RNA polymerase II.